AUGGGCCCUUCACCGCAUCAAUCUCCCAAGCCUGAACAGACUGAUGACAACAGCAGCGAGGAGUCUUUGAACUCUGACAUUCAGAAAUUGAAGGAGAGGCUGGACAUGCUGGACAUGCUGGACAACGAGAUUUCCCAGUUAGUAAAAGACUUACCUGAUGGUAGCUCUCUGUUGCUCUUCCCCAGAGGCUACCGUGUGGGUGAACUGGAGAACCUUAUCUCCCUCCUCCACGAAUACAAUGACAUCAAGGACGUGGCACAGAUGCUACUGGGAAAGCUGGCUCUGACCCGAGGUGUCACCACCAAGGAGUUAUAUCCAGAUUUUGCUCUAGACCUGAGUGACUGAGCAGAGGCUUGCAGAUUUUUAUCUACAGCCCAUGGGGACAGGUGGAUGGGGACAUGAAAAGCAAAGAGCCCAGACAGUACAUUC
Molecule: messenger RNA, 429 nt
Organism: Onychomys torridus (southern grasshopper mouse)
Lineage: Eukaryota; Metazoa; Chordata; Mammalia; Rodentia; Cricetidae
Product: DNA repair protein SWI5 homolog
Biological process (GO): double-strand break repair via homologous recombination
Cellular component (GO): Swi5-Swi2 complex; Swi5-Sfr1 complex
Source: RefSeq, a predicted model, not a curated record